Molecule: messenger RNA, 1311 nt
Organism: Cryphonectria parasitica EP155
Lineage: Eukaryota; Fungi; Ascomycota; Sordariomycetes; Diaporthales; Cryphonectriaceae
Exons: 8
Coding region: 1-1311 (436 amino acids)
Source: RefSeq, a predicted model, not a curated record
AUGGCGCAAAGACUCCUGACUGUGCUCCUGGGGGCGUUCGUUUUCGCUUUUAUGACAAUAACAGUGGAAGCAAAAGCCUCGGGCGAAAUCACGUUUCAUGGCGCCAAUCGGUUCUUGUUUGAUGUUGAUGGAAACCACAUCAGCUCCUAUGCUUUGAAAAUCUACUAUUUCACAACAAGUGCCGGGAGUGCAGAGACGCCUCUGCUCUGCUACUCAUCUGUUGACUUGAUUAACUGGAAAUUCGAAGGCGUCUUGUCUUCGGGUCAGGACACCGGCGGACGGCCCCAUGUCAUCUAUAACGAGGAAACACAGGAAUAUGUGCUUUGGUCCAACCUGGGGACUGGAUAUACGGUCGCCACAUCAUCAGCACCAAAUGCGUCAUUCACAGUUGCAGGCGAGGCCGCUUUGGAUCCUCGAUUCACUGGUCUACAGCCAGCAGAUGAAUCCGUCGUCACGAUUGGUGGCAAAGCCUACCUGAUAUGGUCUGUCCUCAACUUUGCGGAUCCGCGCGCCGGGAGUCUCUGGCCGCCCAUCUUCCAGACAAUGCACAUCUCUCCUUUGACAGAUGAUUUUGUAGAGGGUGUUUUGCCUCUUACUGAUCCGGCGACCAACGAGACAACUUAUGUCUGGCAUGCUACUACAACUCCCGGCGGACCUCGGAUUAGUUUUUCUGGCCACUUCUUCCAGCCACUUCGAUUCAACGAGGACGGCAGUGUUCAAGACUUGGACUGCUCUGCUGACGCCCAUUAUACCGUACCCUUUACAUUGGGAGACGGGGCAGUUGAUACCGGAGCGUUGACUGAGGCCACAGACUUAUCUCCAAGAUUUGCCAACACCUGGACCAACUCCAAGGACGGAACCCUCACCUCAGCCACGGUCAACAUCGCCGCUGGUAACCAAUCGGUCGAUGUCGAGAUUGUUGUGUUCCGCUUUAGCACUCUGAUGGAUCUCGUCGCGCCCUCAUACACAUUCGAGCAAUUAGGGUCAGCCACUUUCACCUCAGCGCAGAUCGGCACGUCGUUCAAGGCCAUGAAGGUACCCUUGAAUACGACUGUUGCCAAAGGAGACAACCUUGGCUUCUAUAUUACCGAGGCUGGGUCCAGCACGCCUGGCAGCUCGUCGAACCUGGUCCCAUUCUGUCAUCUGGAGUACAAGGCGGGUGCUUGCAAUGGCACCAGCAAGAUGCCCUCGGGUCAAGUGGCUUUUCAACAAGGGUCUGGUCAGAACUCGUUCCGUGGGCUGCAGGGCAAUCUGAGCCCCGUCCAGGCUAGGCACGGGAAGGGGAUCAAGUUCUUUUCAACUGUAGUAUAG